AUGGAAGUUGACAGUACCGGUCGAAUGAGUGCGCCUGGCUUCACGGUCAGCGCACAGCCAACUUCACAAACAUUCGUCACACUCGUGACGACAACCAGCCCAAGUACGACGCAAUUUAUGAUUUCGACUGCAUUUCAGACCGUCACAGUGUCUGCCACAGCGUCUCCAGACUCCCAAGAUAGCAGCGCAGAUCGGGCGUGGAUAGCUGGUGCCGUACUAGGUCCGGUUGUUCUUCUCCUCAUCAUCCUCACAGGAGCCUUCUUUAUCUGGCGGCGGCGCCGACAAGCUGCUUUCCGAGCAUCUAGCUUCACCACAGAAUUGAGUCCAGGAGAGGAGAAAUCACAGAAGCUACCUUCACCACCACGUCACCCAUCAGAGCUGCACGAAGAUACCAUAACGCCGCAGCCUCAAGAAUUGUAUGGCUCGCCGCCAGAAGCUCCAUGGAUCGUCGAAAAGCCAGCAAACCAAGUUCCGGCUCAAGAACUGCCCGCAAACGAGCCUGCGCCUGCAUUUCAGGGAAAUGAUACAUCGAAAGAAAUGUCCCGCAUGGCUUCGCAAUCUCCGGACGAAAUCUCCGCCCGAUGA
Clonostachys rhizophaga is the source of this 585-nucleotide messenger RNA. The record is from the annotation of a GenBank genome assembly. NCBI's taxonomy places the organism in Eukaryota, Fungi, Ascomycota, Sordariomycetes, Hypocreales, Bionectriaceae.